This is a messenger RNA of Pseudoliparis swirei, 2132 nucleotides long. Its product is annotated as glutathione hydrolase 7-like. Lineage: Eukaryota; Metazoa; Chordata; Actinopteri; Perciformes; Liparidae. Gene Ontology annotation, molecular function: glutathione gamma-glutamate hydrolase. Gene Ontology annotation, biological process: glutathione catabolic process. The record is from RefSeq and is a predicted model, not a curated record. Bases 1 to 1752 code for a protein of 583 amino acids. Gene Ontology annotation, cellular component: plasma membrane. The transcript is spliced from 15 exons.
AUGUCGAGAUCUGAUUGGCUGGGAGAACUCGACCAUCAACAGAAGGACGUCCCUCUGGAACAGCUGUCCUCUGGGAGCCUGUCCGACCUCACGCAGACGGACGAGGAGGGCCGCUCCGACCAGUACUCGGUCAUCCACGUCUACGCCGUUUCCAUCACCUUCGCCAUUGGAAUCACCGUUGCUUUGAUUCUGAAUAUUCACCUGGGCCUCAGCUUUGUGUUUGCGGAAGGUGUGGUGGCUUCUGACCACCAGCUCUGCACUGCUCUCGGCCAGACGGUCCUUCGCGACCGCGGGUCCAGUGUGGAUGCGGCCGUCGCUGCCGCCCUGUGUUUGGGUGUUGUGCAUCCUCACGCGUCAGGCGUUGGUGGAGGCGGGGUGAUGCUGGUUCAUGACAUCCAGAGGAAUAAAACCACGGUGAUUAAUUUUCAGGGAACAUCUCCGAAAGCACUUACAGAGGAGAUGCUGAAAAAUGUUUCUCAACUAAAGGCAGGUCUGCAAGUUGGUGUGCCAGGUCUACUCAGAGCGUUACACCAUGCUCACAGCUUGUAUGGGAGACUAUCCUGGAAGGAUGUGGUCACCAGAGCCGCGGCGGUUGCCGAUGACGGUUUCAAUGUGUCGUUCAGUCUUGCUGAGGCCAUAUCGAAGGUAAAAGGCGAGCGGCUGUCGCGGCGCUUCAGGGACAUGUUCCUGCCGGGUGGCCGAGCUCUGCUUCCUGGGUCGUUCCUGAGGAUGUCCGGUCUGGCCGGAGUCCUCCAGGCCGGGCUGUCAAACUUCUAUGAUGGGAAUUUCUCACGAGAGAUGGAGGACGAGGUGCGAAGAAACGGAGGUGUCCUGAGCAGAGAGGACAUGAGUAACUACAGUGUACAAGUAGAGCAGCCGGUGGAGGGCCAGUACAAUGAAUUUAUUAUCCAAGUUCCGCCUCCCCCCUCUACUGGUGCAGCGUUAAUAUCCGCACUCAACCUUUUGGAGGCCCUCCAGCUCAAUGGGAACAAUAACACCGAAAAUCAAACGCACCGCUGGAUUGCAGAGGCUCUGGGGGGUGCUUUGGCUAUAGCCAGUGGUUUGGGUGACCCUUCGUAUAACUCUUCUGUGACUGAGCUGCUCUCGGACAUGCUAAGUAUCCGGAGGAUCAAUUCCUCCCAUGCCUCUUCACCCGAGUACCCGACGCGGCCAGAGCAGAUGGCUGGACAGGUAGUCGUCAUGGGGCCGGAUGAACUCAUCGUGUCAAUUGCGAGUUCCUUGAGCACGCCAUUCGGGAGCAGAAUCAUAACUGGGUCGGGCGUCAUUCUCAACAGCCUCAUCCUUGACUUCUCCUGGCCAAACAAAACCCCGGGGCAACUCGUAACCAAUCAGAACAACAGAAUCCAGCCAGGAAAGAGGCCCCAAACAUCUCUCAUGCCCACAAUAGUGGUGCCAGCAUGGCGUAAAUGUGGGAUCCACAUCGCACUAAGCAGUUCAGGUGGACAGCAGAGUUUGAGUGGGAGCACCCAGGUGUUGAUCAGUGCACUGUCAGUCCACAAAGGGAACCCUGAAAGCCUCUUCCUAGGAAGACUCCACCCCGAUCGUCAACUAAACGGACGUCUUGUUGAACCUCCCUCAUCAGCUGAGCUUCCAGAAGAGAGUCCGCCGUAUGAAAAGGGCGUCGUAACCAGAGUGAAGACAAACUUUGUUGUCCAGGGGAUCCUCAGGAACAAAGAUAUAAUUACUGCCAUAACGCCUCUAUUAUCCGAUAGUUCAUCACAGUUCUCGUGAACUUUUUAUUGUGAAAAAAAUCCUCCUGGUGCAUAUUAUGUGUGGUAGUUUCUGGAUAAGCUACUAUUGCGCUGCAUGAUGCAAGUGUAUGGUGGUUGUUCUCCAGUGUUUUGAUACUCGUGUCAUUGCGUUUACCGGCCAGCAGAGGGCAGUCAUUCAAUAUUUACUUUCUAUUGAAGAGGACAAAUGUGUCUAUCCAUAAGAAACGUCUUAAAUAAAGCUUAAAAGAAUAAAGCCAUCAUGCUCGAGCCCUCGGCUGAUAUGUCCUGAUCGACAACAGGCUUCGGUUUUAUGCAAGUAGAGGUCACAUGGUCACACACGCAUAGACACAUAAUGGCUGAUGUGCCUUCAAGAGCCUGUGUCAUGCAUACCAGUUGUGU